Messenger RNA from Enhydra lutris kenyoni (northern sea otter), 2023 nucleotides. RefSeq names its product MARVEL domain containing 2. Gene Ontology annotation, biological process: bicellular tight junction assembly. Gene Ontology annotation, cellular component: cytoplasmic vesicle; bicellular tight junction; apical plasma membrane. Bases 49 to 1734 code for a protein of 561 amino acids. The record is from RefSeq and is a predicted model, not a curated record. NCBI's taxonomy places the organism in Eukaryota, Metazoa, Chordata, Mammalia, Carnivora, Mustelidae. The transcript is spliced from 7 exons.
GCGGCGUGCGCGCUCUUCCCGGCAGCGGCGCAGGUAUAAAAGUCACAAAUGUCGUCAAAUGAUGGAAGGUCCAGGAAUCGGGACAGACAUUAUGAUGAAGUCCCAAGGGACAGGGACUCACCCUAUCAAGACGGCACCAUAGGAACCCUCCAGACUCUUCGUGACAGUGAGCUGGCUGUGAGCGCUGAUCCCUUGCCACCACCCCCUCUCCCAUUACAGCCACCAUUCGGCCCCGACUUCUACUCAAGUGACACAGAGGAACCGGCCAUAGCCCCAGAUCUCAAACCUGUAAGGCGCUUUGUCCCUGAGUCCUGGAAGAAAUUCUUCAGAGGGAAGAAAAAGGACCCAGGAUGGGAUAAGCCAGUGUCUGACAUCAGAUACAUCUCGGAUGGAGUGCAGUGUUCACCUCCAGCCUCUCCAGCAAGACCAAACCACCGCUCACCCCUCAACUCCUACAAAGAUCCUUGCGGAGGGUCAGAAGGAACCUUUAAUUCCCAGAAGGAGGCUGAGGCCAUGUUUCACCAUGAUCCCUACAGUUCCCUCGGCCGACACACACAGACAGCCCAAACGUACAGUGAGAAGGUGGAAGAGUAUAACCUGAGGUAUUCCUACAUGAAGUCGUGGGCAGGCCUGCUGCGAAUUCUGGGUGUGGUGGAGCUGCUUUUGGGAGCUGGCGUCUUUGCUUGUGUCACAGCUUACAUUUACAAGGACAGCGAGUGGUAUAACCUGUUUGGAUAUUCACAGCCCUAUGGCAUGGGAGGCAUUGGUGGCCUGGGCAGCACGUACGGGGGCUAUUAUUACAGUGGCCCCAAAACCCCUUUUGUACUCGUGGUUGCUGGAUUAGCUUGGAUCGCCACCGUUAUUAUUUUGGUUCUUGGCAUGUCCAUGUAUUAUCGGACCAUUCUUUUGGAUUCUAAUUGGUGGCCUCUAACUGAAUUUGGAAUUAACGUUGCCUUGUUUAUUUUGUAUAUGGCUGCAGCCAUAGUCUAUGUGAAUGAUACCAACCGAGGUGGACUCUGCUACUAUCCGUUAUUUAAUACUCCAAUGAAUGCGGUGUUCUGCCGCGUGGAAGGAGGACAGAUAGCAGCGAUGAUCUUCCUGUUUGUCACCAUGAUCGUUUAUCUCAUUAGUGCUUUGGUUUGCCUAAAGUUGUGGAGGCACGAGGCAGCUCGGAGACACAGGGAGUGGAUGGAACAUCAGGAGAUAAGUGAGCCAUCAUUGCCAUCCAAAAGGAAAAUGUGUGAUAUGGCCACUGGUGGUGAUAGACAGAGAGACCAAGAAGUUAAUGUCAAAGAAUUGAGACCAACAAAAAUGAAACCCGAACUUCUGAGUGGGCACAUCCCUGCAGGCCACAUCCCUAAACCUAUCGUGAUGCCUGACUAUGUCGCAAAAUACCCUGUGAUUCAGACGGAAGAUGAACGAGAACGCUACAAAGCUGUGUUCCAAGACCAGUUUUCAGAGUAUAAAGAGCUCUCUGCAGAAGUCCAGGCCGUCUUGAGGAAGUUCGAUGAGCUGGAUGCAGUGAUGAGCAGAUUGCCUCGUUGUUCAGAAAACCAGCAGGAACGUGAGAGAAUUUCAAGAAUCCAUGAAGAGUUUAAGAAAAAAAAGAAUGAUCCCACAUUUCUGGAAAAAAAAGAACGCUGUGAUUAUCUGAAGAAUAAACUUUCUCACAUAAAGCAAAGAAUUCAAGAAUAUGAUAAAGUAAUGAACUGGAAUGUGCAAGGUUAUUCUUAAACCUUAUUUGAAACCACUUUUUUAAUGUUAAACUUAAUAUUUAUUUACUGUUUUUUCCAUGCUAGUCUGUGAUAGAGAAGCAUGUGCUUUCUGCAUGGGCUUCUUGUUGGUUUAGCUGGUCUGCCAUACUAUGAUAGUAUGACUUCACUUCAAGCAUUUCAAAAUAAGUCCAGAUUUACCAAGGACUUACUCAGAAUGGAAGAAAUGCUGUGUCCAUCUGUGUACAGUUUAUAUUUAACCUGUUAGAGGUAAAAGUUGUUUAGAGGUCUUAUCCUCACAGUGUGAUGAG